CUUGAGCAAGAGAACUGAACCCCGGAGCUUCGUUUCCUCUUCACCCAUCUCAAUUGCCCCAAGACAAUCACAAUGGCUUCAAUUCUCCCCCGUGCUGGCUUCCGUGCCCUGACUGCUCUCCCCAGAGCUACCCCCCUCCCCCGGGUGUCUUUCUCCCAGCUUCCUCGCGCUCAGCCCCGCCUGCAGCCCCUCUCUCGCCGGUUCCUCGCAACCAUUCCCCAGGAACAGCCUCGUCUGCGUCUCGGAUCGACCGCCCCUAACUUCAAGGCCACCACCACCCAUGGCGAGAUCGACUUCCACGAGUUCAUUGGCAACAGCUGGGCCAUCCUCUUCUCCCACCCUGCCGACUUCACCCCCGUCUGCACGACUGAGCUGGGCGCCUUCGCCAAGUUAAAGGACGAGUUCGAGAAGAGGGGCGUCAAGAUGAUUGGUCUUAGUGCGAACGACCUCGGCUCCCACGACAAGUGGAUCGAUGACAUCAACGAAGUUGCCAACACCAACGUCCAAUUCCCAAUCAUCGCCGAUGCCGACCGCAAGGUUGCCUUCCUUUACGACAUGAUCGACCAGCGUGACUUGGACAACAUCGCCGAGAAGGGCAUCCCGUUCACCAUCCGCUCCGUCUUCAUCAUCGACCCCGAGAAGAAGAUCCGUCUCACCAUGCUGUACCCUGCCUCGACGGGCCGCAACUCCGCAGAGGUCCUGCGUGUCAUUGACUCUCUCCAGACUGCGGACCGCAAGGGCGUUGCCACUCCCAUCAACUGGAACGUCGGUGAGGAUGUGAUUGUGCCUCCCUCGGUGUCGACGGAGGAUGCCAAGAAGAAGUUUGGCGAGGUGUGCGAGCUGAAGCCGUACCUGCGUUACACCAAGUACUAGGGUGUUGCCGGGGAUAUAAUGUGAUAACACUCAAGGUGUAACGAUAGAAAAUUGGUCUGAUAUAG
Aspergillus sclerotioniger CBS 115572 is the source of this 938-nucleotide messenger RNA. Its product is annotated as peroxiredoxin. Lineage: Eukaryota; Fungi; Ascomycota; Eurotiomycetes; Eurotiales; Aspergillaceae. The record is from RefSeq and is a predicted model, not a curated record. Gene Ontology annotation, cellular component: cytosol; mitochondrion. Gene Ontology annotation, molecular function: thioredoxin peroxidase activity. The transcript has 3 exons. The coding region runs from base 73 to 873 and encodes 266 amino acids. Gene Ontology annotation, biological process: cellular response to oxidative stress; cell redox homeostasis; cellular oxidant detoxification.